Molecule: messenger RNA, 2562 nt
Organism: Hydractinia symbiolongicarpus
Lineage: Eukaryota; Metazoa; Cnidaria; Hydrozoa; Anthoathecata; Hydractiniidae
Exons: 6
Coding region: 955-2067 (370 amino acids)
Molecular function (GO): oxidoreductase activity; FMN binding
Source: RefSeq, a predicted model, not a curated record
GGAGAAAACGUCCAAUAGAUUUUCGUCUUGGUCGAAAGCGUUUUGUCUUAGAAUUAUUGAAUAGUCCUGGUCCUUUUAAUCCAUGAACAAGCCUAUUCAUAGCCAACCUGACCAUCCUAGCUAAUUCACCAAAUCCUGAUUUAGUUAAAAGAACUACGUAGACCUAAAUCUCUCUGGCCUGGCACCUUCGUCGUUGGUAAUCAGGACUUACACAAGAAAUCCAGCCAUGCGUUCCUUAACUAAUGCUGAGGUGGGAGCACGGAUAAAUUAAGUCUGCAAAACUGGACUUACAGGUGGAACGGACAUUUUAUCGUGGAUUUAAUUGUAGAUAGUUUCUUCAUUUGACAAAUCCAUUUGGAAACCAUAGCAGGUCCAAAUUUAAUGGAUUUUUUUUAUGCCGCAAGUGUUAUUUAAGCAAUUUUAAAAACGAAACACACGUGCGGUAAAAACCAUUUGUUUGCGUAAGUGUUGUUAAAAUGUAGCUAAUGGAUAAAGAUUUUUUGUAAUUUGAAAACAAUAAGUUUAUAAAAAUGACAGUAUAGUCAUGCAUAAUAUUUUGGAUAUGUAGAAAAGAAAGUUAAGAUUGAGAGAGUCGCUAUAUGUAGACUCUCGAUCAUCGUGUUUGGGGUUCAUGAAUCAAAACGUCCCCCACUUUUCUACUGCAAAAUUAGCACGCAGCAAAGAUUAGUCUCGGCAGUUUUUUGCCGUCGCGAAAUGAAACAUAGAAAAUAUGAUUUUUUUUUCAUCAAGUUUAGUAAAAAUGUUUUUUAUGUUGUUUUUUGAUGGUAUUUACUGCCAUAUCUCGAUAUAACUUAAAAUAUUUUAAAAAAAGCGGAUUAAAGAGAUUUUACCCUUAAGUUAUAUUUUAUUUCUUCACUUUAAAAAUUAAAAGUGUUUUAUUGCUAUCGAAUUGAUGUAACAAAAUUUUCUAAAAUUGUUGUUUAGAUUUAAAAAAUGGAUAAUAAAGAUCCUGUUUGUCUUGCUGAUGUGGAAAGGAUAGCAUCAAAACAAAUGACGGAAAAUGCAUGGAAUUACUACGCAUCUGGUUCUGAUAAUGAACAGACAAUGAACGAGAACUCAAACACCUUUACUAGGUAUCGUAUACGACCAUGCCUACUACGUGGCAUUAAUAAAGUAGAUACAACUUGUGUCAUUCAAGACCAAAAAAUAAGUAUGCCCAUAUGUGUGGCACCAACAGCUAUGCAAAAACUUGCACAUCCUGACGGUGAAAGAGGAACUGCAGCAGCUGUUGAAACAUUUGGUAGUUGUAUGGCUGUAAGCACGUUCAGCACAAUAAAUUACGAAGAGCUUGUUGCUACGUCUCCCAAUGCAAUAUACUGGAUGCAGUUAUAUGUUUACAAAGAUAGGGACUUCACAAUAAGUUUAAUUAGAAGAGCAGAAAAGGCAGGCUUCAAAGCAAUUGCUAUGACAAUAGAUACACCAUGUGUUGGCUAUCGGAGAGUUCAAGAAAAAAACAAUUUUGUUCUUCCCAAGGGUAUGGAUCUUGCAGUUUUGAGAGAUAUACCAGGGUACUCAAAAUCUAGUAACGUAGGAAAGAUUGAUUACUGCAAUAUCCAACUGAAAAAAGCUCUUAGUUGGGAAGAUGUUGAUUGGUUGAAAACAGUCACCAAACUUCCGAUUAUAUUAAAAGGUAUUCUUACAAGAGAAGAUGCAUUAGAAGCUAUAAAGCACAAUGUUCAAGGAAUAAUUGUUUCCAAUCAUGGUGGCAGACAGUUAGAUGGAGUUUCCUCCACGAUUGAAGCACUUUCAGAUGUAGUUCAAGCUGUGGGCGGAAAGAUGGAAGUAUAUCUAGAUGGUGGUAUACGUACAGGAACUGAUGUUUUUAAAGCAUUAGUACUUGGUGCAAAAGCAGUGUUUAUCGGAAGACCAGCUCUAUAUGGACUUGCGUACAAUGGUGAAGCUGGUGUAAAAAAAGUUUUGCAGUUAUUGAAGAAUGAAUUUGAAAGAACUAUGCUUCUUGCAGGUUGCCGCUCAUUGACGGACAUCACACCCAAUAUGGUUGUGCACGAAAGCUAUUAUUCGAGAUUACCUAAUCAUAAGUUAUGAUGCAAACAUCCUUUCUGGUUAUAGUUGAUUAAAAUACUUAAUGUGAAUGAAUUGAAUAUUAAUGUAGUAGGCAUAUAUGUUUUUUAACAAAAUUGGUGUCUUAUAAAUUUUGUAAUUAAUUUUUUUAUUUUUGUAGUUAAUACGAACAAUUUUUCUUUUUGAGCAGUUUCUGUUGAAAUUCCUGUUUGAAUUAUAUCAUAGAACAUAAAAAACAAGCCUUUUUAAAUUUUUUAAAAAGCACUUUUCUUUUUGAAGAUAAUAUAUUUACAUUUAAAUAAUUUUAGAUUUAAUUAUGCUGCAUAAAUUAUAAUGUCAUAUUUAAGUAAUAGCACAUUGCACUUUUCUGUCAUCAAUAAUUUUAGACCUGUUAAGGGAUGUACAUUCAAACUUUAUCAAUGUAUAGAUAUUAAAAUAUGAAUUAUUAAACAUAAUUUUUUUUGUCAAAAUGACACUUGUUUGCUCGCCCAAGGCCUCUUAAUUUUUUCAUGAUGACCU